Messenger RNA from Hyaloperonospora brassicae, 1203 nucleotides. NCBI's taxonomy places the organism in Eukaryota, Oomycota, Peronosporomycetes, Peronosporales, Peronosporaceae. The record is from the annotation of a GenBank genome assembly.
AUGACCAAGUCCCCUCUUUCGAUGCGGGUCUUUUCGUUCGCACUCAUGGCCUCAUCCGCGAUCCAGUCACGCGCCGACGGCACCAUAAAGGCUGCAGGUCCCGAGUCUAGGAGUCUUUAUGGCUCUGAUGUCGUCCAUACAACAUCCACUGGCCAAGACAGCAUCGCUUCCGACAAGUUGCUCAUCAUCAACGACACCAGCGCCGAAGAGGAGAAAAUGAUGGAUUUGGUGUGGCUGGGUGACUCAGUCGCGCGGUUGAUUAACUGGACCAAGGAUGAAUACUUCUUCAAAGAUCUCAUAGCGCUCGAAGAGAUGCACCCAGUGGGUAUUGACGCAAUCGCGGAAGACAGUCCAGAGUUCGAGAAACUGACCCGGUUCCUAGUAAAGGGUAACCAGCGAAUGGUCGGUGACUUGCUCCGCACGCGCUCGGACAAUCGUUGGCCAGUAUUACUUGCCGUGCUGACAAGAUUCGGCCAUGCAGGUUGGAGAGACGCAGGACGUGAGCUAAUGGUUCCUAUGAUGGCCGACUGGCGUAGCCAAGGAAUUCGGGUCGACCGACUCCUCCAGAAAUUCACCGAUCCGUACCGUAUCAUGUUUGGUUUCACUGACUAUGAACGUCUAUACCACGACGUGGUUUGGUCGUUUUGUCGUUUUAAGUACAUGGAAAAAGGAGAUGCGGAGUACCUUAAGGCCAUGAUGGAAUUACAUGAAGGGAAGGGCGGCUUCAUACAAGGACUGCACUAUAUACUUCAAAAGUCAAACGACAAGGCGCGAGCGGUUGAGCUAUUGGACCUGAUGCUGGGAGAACUCAUUGUGUCCGGUGUGGCUCCCCACAAAGCUUUCCAACAGCUGGCGCUUCAACAAUAUAAGGGAGAGUUGUUUGACGAUGCGCUCCUACCGCUGUUGAACAAGUGCGUCAUCCUGCACAACAAAUUUUCCGAGGACACGACGACUCUUUCCAAGGAGCUGAGGCUCCUACGAGGAGCUAGUGAGCCGAAGAAGACGGUUGAAGAGCAUGCUGAGACGUGGCUAGAAGCUCAAGGAACGAAGGCCAAACCCCAGUACGUUUUGAGGCUAGUCUUUCGGGAAUGGCAGCUGCAUGGGGCGCCUUUUGGUGGCGAGCCGAACAAAGGCUGGAAUAAGUUACGCGACGAGUACAAAGAAUUUUUGGCAACGGAACGCGCCAAAACAAAAUAUCAGUAA